AUGGCAGACCAUGAACCUCCAGCCGAUAGCUCUAAAAGAGCGGCGGAACACAUUCAGCAUGUGGGGAAUCCUCAGAGCUCAAUAGCCGCGGGGAAAGCGGUCGCCCAACAGCAGCUGGUGGCUGCGUUGACGACGACGGAUAGAACCAUCCGCCGGUUGAAUACUCUCCUGUCAACAGCCAGUGGACAAGAACGAGUCCUGGCAACGACAAAUUACGUUGCAUCAAUCCUUCACCAAGUAUGCAAAUCAAAAUCAUGGAACGCCCUCCAGUCCCGACUCCUCAUCCUUGGGCGAUUUCAGCCUCGCCCUACGCUCCCGACUGACAAGGCACCUGCGGCUGCUGCGAGAUGGGCAGCUCUUUCCUCACUCGCGUCCGAGACACGCUACAACCUCCGGCUAUUUGGCUUACUGCCUCUGUGGAUUUGGGGCGCACAAACUCUCAAAAAUCCACCCGCCGACCCGAUUUUACGUGUCUUGACAAUGCUUCAGGUGGUCUCGAAUGUCAUUUACCAACUUCUGGAAAAUGUGGCCUACCUCUCCUCGAAGGGGGUUUUACCCAAACGCUUCAUUGAGAAAUAUGGUGGCAUCAACAAGUGGUAUAUCUGGAGUACCCGAGGCUGGUUCGGUCACAUUUUCUUCCAGUUCUUUGUAUUAUGGCGGCAGCAUGCUCUCCGCAAGGAACGUUUGGCGGCUCAGCGCAAAGCUGCCACCGACAUUGAGGCCAAGGCGGAGGUCGAUACACAGGCGCAAGAAUCUCUCCGGUUAGAGAUUCGUGCAUGGCGCAAGAGUCUGGUCAACAAUACAGUGUGGGCCCCACUGUGCUUACACUGGUGCUUGGAGCAGGGCAUUGGAAUCCCAGAGAGUCUGACUGGAGUGAUCAGUUUCAUGGCCGGGGCGUGGGCCCUCCAUGACGAUUGGGCUGCGACUGCAAAGGUAUAG
Messenger RNA from Penicillium oxalicum, 939 nucleotides. RefSeq lists its product as uncharacterized. Bases 1 to 939 code for a protein of 312 amino acids. NCBI's taxonomy places the organism in Eukaryota, Fungi, Ascomycota, Eurotiomycetes, Eurotiales, Aspergillaceae. The transcript is spliced from 2 exons. Gene Ontology annotation, cellular component: peroxisomal membrane. Gene Ontology annotation, biological process: peroxisome fission. The record is from RefSeq and is a predicted model, not a curated record.